This is a messenger RNA of Chondrus crispus (carragheen), 420 nucleotides long. RefSeq lists its product as hypothetical. Bases 1 to 420 code for a protein of 139 amino acids. The transcript has a single exon. NCBI's taxonomy places the organism in Eukaryota, Rhodophyta, Florideophyceae, Gigartinales, Gigartinaceae. The record is from RefSeq and is a predicted model, not a curated record.
AUGAGAGCGGCCUCUUGGCGGCGGUCAGGAGUCGGGGCGGCGGUCGCGAAAGGCGUCCUCCACGGCGACGGCGACGAGCAGGUGCCAGAAGCGGGGGUCUCUGAAGUUGUCCCAGAGGACGAAGCGGUCGAAGUCUGCGAGCUCCCAGAAGCGGUCGUCGGCCAUGCGGACGGGCUUCUGCAGGGCGAGCAGCAGCGGGCGCUUGGCGCGCACGAAGGCGUCCAGCGUGUCGUCCGGGAUGUGCGUGAGCAGCUCGCGCUUGCGCUCGGCGUAGCGGCGCGACGCGCCCUGCGCGUGCUGCGCGACCACGAUGGACGCCGCCAGCGACGACUGCGCCGGCGUCAGCGAGGGAGGCGCGCGGGGGGGUUGCAUGGCGGAUGGGCGCGUCGAGGGGUCCGGAGGGGGGGGAAGGUGGCUUAA